UCCACGUCCUCGUUGCCGUCGCCGUCGUGGUUUCUUAAGGUCCCUAAAAUUAGUAACAGGGAAAGUCCCUUUGUAUUUGGAUAAGCUGGAACAGCUUCCCGGAAUUCCAAGAAACUCCACCUAUGACCAUAUACGCUCUCCGUCAUUCCGGUUAAAUUUCGUUUAGCCUACUGAUUCCUGUUUGUACAACAGCUACAACUUGAAGACUAAAAUCAUAGAAGAGGUUUGAAAGCAGCCCGAAUCAUGAGCAAGAGACUUCAGAAACGAAACAGUUGCUGUUAAUCUCAACCGUUACGACGCUGUACAACAGAGUCCUGCUGCGCGAUACAUGAAAAACAUUGAAUUGAAAGACGAAGUGGAUAGAACCUCUCGUACUGUGGAAUCACAAGAAAGACAGAUAGAAGCCUUACAGAGUCUGAUUGAGGAGACCGAUAAUCCAACUCUAUUAAGGAAAUCUAAGAGUCUUUUGAGGAGGAAAUGGAAAUCAGCGUUGAUUAUUGUGCUCUUGUUAGCCUUGGCUGUGGUAAUACCACUACUGUAUGUCUCCAAAUCUAAAAGUUCCUCGUUUGUUCCGAGUGAAUCAUCUCAAUCGUCUCAGAACAAGGCACUAAAUUUACAGAUGCCGUUGGGACAAGGAAAAGACGGGAAAGCUUCUUUCAAUUUCGGAGUACGGCUAGACAAUCUGCUUCAAGACUGCCAAAAUCCUCACUGGAAGCGAUCCUUUCCGGAUCUUGAUUACGCCGUCUUCGGCUACGACAUUUUAAAGGGUUAUCCACUGGCUACAGGCCACGAUCCUGGCUUUACUCACCCAAUAUUCGUGACAGACUACACUUCUGAAAAGCAGACUUCUGACUGUCGCUACAGUGUCCCAGCAGGCUUGAUUGUUGUACCUGACGUGUCCUGUGAAACAUCAUUUUCUUCCAAAGUUGUGCGAAACAGAUUGGAGAUGUCAAAGUCUCUUGAAGCAUCUGCUAACAUCGAAGGAGGUGGAUGGGGCUUUAAAUUUAGCGCAAGCGCAAGCUACAAAGAAUCUGUGGCACAAAUGUCGUCGGGAGAAUACCUGUACGUCAUAUCCCAGGCUCAAUGCCGUUAUUAUUUCAGCAAAAUGGACGACACGGAUCCCCCACCCUUUGACCCAGGCUUUGUAAGCUGGGCAAAGAGACUUUCCAACUCAAAUGGCAACGGUGAUGCAGUCUUGGAGUUCAUCCAAUAUUAUGGAACUCAUUACCUAACAGAGGUUACGUUUGGAGCACGAUUCAUGAAGAACCACAAAAUGAGUCAAACAAAGUACACAGAGCUUAGGAGCCAGAAAAUUAGUGUAGAAGCACAAGCCAGCUAUUCAGGAGUCGACAGUAUCGGAGGGGGAUUUUCAAUGGACUCAGAGCAAAGAUCUGCUGUUUCCAACUUUCAGAAGUCUGUGGAGACAAGCACAAUCACUGUAGGAGCAGCUCCCCCAAGCAACGGGGAUGCUAUGACGUGGGCUUCCUCUGUCCAAGAAAAUCCAGUUCCUAUCAGGUUCACUUUGAGAGCUAUUCAUAACCUGUUUACUGAGAGGUAUUCGAAGCAUCUUCCCGACGUAAACUUGGAUGUUAUGCGUGAGAUGAUCAUCAAUUCCUCAAAAAAUUAUUGCCAGGCUCUGAAACUCGCAGGACGGGUAGAUUCGUGUGACGAUGACAUUAAUUUGGGCAUUGAACUGCAAAACAUUGGAGUAGCCACAUUUGGCUAUAGAUAUUUGGGAAAGGUGGAUGAGACAGAUUGUAGAGCCAUUUGUCUAUUGGACGAGAAGUGCGUGGCAGUUCAGUAUUCUGCUUGGAGGGGGUGUAAACUCUUCGACACGAAAAAGGAUCUCACAGCGGGUGAAACGACGAAUUCCAAACUGGUGGUGUUUCUCUCGAGACUGCAUCGAUUAAAGGAAAGUUUUGUUUUGAAACAUCUUAAAGUCAAAGAAAUUGAGCAACGCCGUGGCGAAAAGCAGUCUGCCAAUGUUUCUGAGUGUAGCUUAUUUUGUGCUGAAGAUGCAUUUUGUCAGGCGUUUGUGAUGUGUGACCCUAAGAUAUCCGGAAGUUGGUGUAAAAACGCCAAGGGUAACUGCCUGCUUUAUUCAAAACAGAAAAGCACGGCUGUCGAAAUAAAUGAAUAUUCCGAGAUUCAUUAUGUUUGGAAAAAUUACACCCUGGCGGAAGAGCCAGUAAACUGAACAUGAUCCGCUUGGCCGAAGUGAGGCUGAAUUUUUAUUAUUUGUCAGUUAGCUGUAAGUUAGUUUGAACAUUUCUCUGUCAGACUCGCAUUAUGGACUGAUUUCAGAUCACAUUGUUAAUGCAUGGGGUUAUUUGGGCUGUUUAGCAACUGUAGAUGGCUCAAAAGGACGUUCAUGUUUAGAGAAAGUAAGAUAAAAUCAAAAUGCGAAGAAGUAGUUUUUUAGUUGAGGUUAAAACUCCUUUUAGAUUUUCCACUUGACCCAUAAAACUGUGUUCCGCCCCUAAGGGUCUUGUAGCCGUCGCUGUUCUGAAAUAAGUUUGAAUUUGAAGAUCUAGGCAGUGCACCGCUGACAAGAAUCAGAGGUUUACCUACUCUCCGCUAUGAGGAUGAAUUAGCAUAAUGUUACAAGUAUUUGCGGGGUACGGGUACCAAUUUUUAAAUCAGUUGAUGGAUUUCAAUUUAAUAUCAUUGUCUUUUUAAAGAAGUGUUUUAUCUUUUUACUUUGGAAGUAGUAGGUUAAAUAGUUCAAUCAACCAGCAUUGCUUGCAAUGUUAAGUUUCAUUUUGGUAAGAAUUUCUUUGAAAAUAAGGUUUUGUUUUUGGAAAUUUAAAUGGGUUUAAAUUUUGUAUGGGCAUGCGCAAUGGAUGCUUUUAGAAGUACAAGUGUGAGUGUAAGCCCUUUUUAUAAGUAGAGGUAGAACAGUGUUGUAUUCAUAGAUGGCUAUUUCAGGUUUAAUUGGUCUUUUAUUUUGCAGAACGAUUAUGAUGCAGGGUGAAUGGGUAAAAAUGGCUUUACCUUAAUUAAUUAAAAAGAAUGAUGUUUAUGAAUCAGCUUAAAUUCGUAAAACUCUGUUCUCUCCGAUUUUAGGAUUUUUAAUCCGAAUUGGCAUCUAAGAUAUAUAGUUAUCAAGUCUUCAUUCGGUGCCAUAAAAUUUGAAUUUUCUGAGUCGUUUGAACUGGUUGAACUCAAAGAUCACCUCCCAGUAUAAACAUUCUCGUAGAAAACGACAAGGAUGUAAUAAAGACGAAUUCAUACCA
Stylophora pistillata is the source of this 3236-nucleotide messenger RNA. Its product is annotated as perforin-like protein 1. The record is from RefSeq and is a predicted model, not a curated record. Lineage: Eukaryota; Metazoa; Cnidaria; Anthozoa; Scleractinia; Pocilloporidae.